AUGCUGACGGCGACGGCGACGCUGACCGUGUCGGCCGCGCAGCUUGCGCGGCACUGGCCGGCGCCCUACGUUUUCGCCCAGGCAGGGAAGCUGGCGGUGUUGUGGUCCGCGCUGGGAGCGGCGAUGGCGUCCGCGACGCGAAUGGGGGCCGAUGGCCUGCUGGGAGCGCUGAUGCUGACGAUACCGGUGGUGCAGUUCCCGGUGCUGCUCUCUCGGCUGCGUGUGGGGAUGUCCUUGACGAGGGCGUACACCACAAACAUGGCGGCGGUCUUUGCCCACGUGCUGCACUUCAUGGAUGUGCUGCAGCUCUACUUCACCGGAACGGAGCUGGGGCAGUUCCCGGUCAACGUCAAACUGCUUGUGCUCUUCCUUGCCAUCGUCGGACACACCACCAGCAACAUGUACUACACAGCGCUCUUCCUGAAGGACGAGGAGACCGUGCGGUUCCUGCGCCGCUUCGGCGCGCGCGGCGAGGACGGCACCGACCUGAUUGCCCGCACGGAGCGGCCGAGGGACGACGAGCUGCUGCACUACUUCCUCUGGACGUUCUUUUUUAUCGACCUUCCCUACGCCGUGGUGCGGCUGGUGGCACUCGCCGUCCACGGCGCGGCGGUGUCGGUGUUCCUCGGGAAGAACUUCAUGAUGGCGGUGGGCGUCGUCAUGCUUCUGCUGCGCGGGCGCACGCCGUAG
Molecule: messenger RNA, 690 nt
Organism: Trypanosoma conorhini
Lineage: Eukaryota; Euglenozoa; Kinetoplastea; Trypanosomatida; Trypanosomatidae
Exons: 1
Coding region: 1-690 (229 amino acids)
Source: RefSeq, a predicted model, not a curated record